AUGGCCGGACCGGGUCUUUAUGGAGCUCUUUGUAGGGCGGAGUUAACGCUGGAGUUUUUGCAUGCAAACUCCACAACACAUGACUUUGUUUUUGGAGCAAUAGCUGAACUGAUUGACAAUUCACGAGAUGCUGGCGCCACAAGACUUGACAUUUAUACUGUGAAUAAUGAUCACCUGCGAGGAGGAUUUACCCUGUGCUUUCUAGAUGAUGGAUGUGGCAUGUCCCCUUAUGAAGCUACAGAUAUUGUAUAUUUUGGAAGAUCUUCUAAGAGAAAAGACCCUACAAUGAUUGGACGUUAUGGCAAUGGAUUGAAAUCAGGAUCAAUGCGAAUAGGGAAUGACUUGAUAUUAUUUACCAAAAAAGAGAAUACAAUUACGUGUCUUCUUUUCUCUCAGACAUUCUGCGAAACAGAAGGUCUCAGUGAGGUCAUAGUGCCAAUCCUUUCAUGGUCAAGUGACACAAGGACUCCAGUAAUAGAUGAUCCUGAGAAAUUUUCUACACAAUUGUCCGUAAUUUGCAAAUAUUCUCCUUUUAAUAAUGAAGAUGAAUUGAUGAACCAGUUUAAUGCCAUUUAUGGAAAAACAGGAACCCUGCUGGUGAUAUACAAUCUGAAACUUGCAUUGAAUGGGGAGCCAGAACUUGAUAUUCUAACAAAUGAGAAGGAUAUAUUGACUGAUAGGAUGCCAGAGAACUAUCCAGAAGAAAAAUCACUAAGAGCUUAUACAGCUAUAUUGUAUCUCAACCCACGAAUGAGGAUAUUCAUUCAAGCUGAGAAAGUCAGAACCAAGCAUUUGCUUUUCUGUUUUUACAGGCCCAGGAUGUAUCCAUAUACAUCAUCUUCAUUCAAACAAAUUGCUACUUGUGAAUUACAGAAGGCACAAAUGGAACUAAAGGCUGCCGAAAAUGCUGUGGCAGAAGUAAAAAGCAGACUAGAACAAUCUUCCUUGUCUGAAGAUAGUGAGUAUUUGCAAGUUGUGUUUCAAGAAGCUCUGGAGGAAGAAAAGAGAGUAAGAGAAAAAAAUGAAGAGAAAAAAAGAAACCUGAAAAGACCAAAAAGGUUAUUCAUAAUAUUUGGAAUAAACAUUCAAAACAGAAGUCAAGAUGGAAUGCUUAUCUAUAGCAAUAAUCGCUUGAUCAGAAUGUUCGAGAAAUUGGGAUCACAGAAAAACACAGGACCAUACUUUGGUGCUGGAGCUGUGGGGAUUAUAGAUGUACCAUUAGAUAUUAUGGAACCGACACACAACAAGCAGGCUUUUGCCAACAUUAAGGAAUACAGGCACUUGCUGAAAUCAAUGGAAAAUUACCUUAUUCAAUACUGUAAAGACAUGGGGAUAAGUCAAAAAGGAGAAAAGUUCUGGAAUGAUUUUGGAUAUCUAAGUGAUAAAUGGUGUGAAAGACCUUCUGAGACAGUUCAAUAUAAAAGAAGACGAGCAGCAGAAAUUCCUUACAUUGUGCAGUGUGAUGUUUGCCUCAAAUGGAGACUCUUGUCACUUAAUAGUGAUAUAAAUAAUGAAGUUCAUGACAUCUGGAACUGUGGAAGAAGUCCCAACUCUCUAGAAAAUAAGUGCAGUAUACCAGAGAAUUUGCCCAGAAUCCCUUUGGGCACAUUCAACCCAACUCAUUAUGUGAAUGACAAAGAAAAGCUAUUAAUUGAUUCCAUUCAGAGAAAUAAAAGGAAAGUGGAAAACCUGAUACUACCUUCAGUACGUUUUGAAAGUUGGUGUUAUGAAGAGCCUGAAUUGAAAAUUGAAACAGAGAACAAGCCAGAAAUCAUUUAUAUUACAUCAUCUGAUAGUGAAACUGAAGAUCUGCCAAAGGAUGAAUUGUUUGCAGGGUGUGUUUUAAUGAAAAAAGGUAAUGUUGAUGUUGAAAAACAGGAACAGUGUGAAGAAACACCUGACAGUUUCCUUGGUUUAAACAAGCAUGGAAAAUCUAAAAAAAGGUUUAAGCUAUCAGCAAACUCAAAAAGAUCCACAGAAGCUAUAAAAGAAGACAAAGAUCAAGUCUUUAUUGUGGAAGAGAAGUCAGUUGAAGUUUCACAUCUAACUAAAAAUUCCCAGAGCAUCACUAAAGCCAAAAUGAUUCAAACAUUAACAUCUCGUAUCAAAGAAAUACUGCUCUAUUUUUUACCUGAAUGUGAUAAAUCAAGAGACCAUAUUACAUCCAUGUGCCCGGAAGAUGUUUUAUCUAUGUUCAACUUAAAAAGACAUUGGGAUCAGAAUAAGACUGUCAUUUUAUCCAUUGAUCAGUAUUUCUCACAGUAUGAAAGACAACUUUCCCAAAAACUCAAGCGUCAAGAAGAACAUUGCUUUCAGAAAGUCUAUGCCAUUGAAAGACAAAUUUAUCUACGCAAAGAGCAAAUAAAAGCAACGCAAAAAAAGCUUGACCAUCUUCGGAGAAAAAUAGCCCUAUUGCUAUCAAGAAUGAAUCCCCAUCUUGUUAUAAAUAAUCUGGAACAUGUCGAUACCAUCUUGGAAGAAUGUUUAAACCAAGAAAUCACUCAUCCUUUGGUUCCUGUAACUACUAACUUCUGA
Notechis scutatus (mainland tiger snake) is the source of this 2535-nucleotide messenger RNA. Lineage: Eukaryota; Metazoa; Chordata; Lepidosauria; Squamata; Elapidae. The record is from RefSeq and is a predicted model, not a curated record.